Penicillium brevicompactum is the source of this 1362-nucleotide messenger RNA. RefSeq names its product putative transcription factor TFIIE complex alpha subunit. The transcript has 3 exons. Gene Ontology annotation, cellular component: transcription factor TFIIE complex. NCBI's taxonomy places the organism in Eukaryota, Fungi, Ascomycota, Eurotiomycetes, Eurotiales, Aspergillaceae. The record is from RefSeq and is a predicted model, not a curated record. Gene Ontology annotation, biological process: transcription open complex formation at RNA polymerase II promoter; transcription initiation at RNA polymerase II promoter. Bases 1 to 1362 code for a protein of 453 amino acids.
AUGGACCUUUCCAAAACGCUCAUUCGGACGGUGGCGCGUGCCUUUUAUGAGACCCGGCACAUAUUGGUGGUUGAUGCGCUGUUCCUGCAUUCAGUCCUUCAUGCCGAGGACCUUGCCUUUUUGAUGGGCAUGCAGCAGAAGGAUCUUCGAAAGCUGUGCGCCAGACUCCGCGAGGACCGUUUGAUCGGAGUGAGUACACGCGCUGAGCUCCGUGAUGGCUCUACUCGCCCUGUCAACCGUGAAUACUACUACAUACCUCUCCACCCCGUUGUCGAUGCGAUAAAAUACAAAGUCUCUAAAUUGACUGCCACGAUCAAAGCGCAGUACACCCCAAGCGAGGAGCGCAAGGAGUACAUCUGCCUCAGAUGCUCUAAAGAAUGGACGGAACUGGAUGUGCUGAGUCUGGUGGGAGAAGAGGGAUUUGAAUGUCAAAAUUGCGGGGCCGUGCUGGAACGAACUGAAGAUGUCAAGGGACUCGAGGGCGUUGAAAGUACGGGACACGAGAAGAACAGCAAGCUGAUGGCACAGCUAGACAACAUGCUGAAGCUGCUGAAGCAGAUUGAUUCCGUCGAGAUCCCGCCAAAUGACUUUGAAACGGCUUGGGAUCACAAGGUGGAGGUUGCCCGGAACCAUAACACACAUCCAGUCCGGGCUGCGAUCGCUGUUCCACCCAAGGCACAGGACAUCACACGCCCCAACGCGAAGACAGAUGCAAGCGCGUUGGAAAUCUCUCUCACCUCUAGUGAGGAGAAGAGUGCAGCUGAGCAGGCCGACGAAGCCGCUCGUAAGGCGGCAGUCGAAAAGCAGAACGCUCUUCCAGUUUGGCACACCCACUCUACGGUCGAUGCGAACAACUCUGGAAAUACUCAGGUCAAGAAUGAGGCUGGCCAGUUGGUGAAACCCGAGCUUGCCGAUGAGGACCAGAAGCCCAGUGUAGAUGCAUUGGACGACAAGGUCGCAGCAUACUAUGCGGAGAUGGAACGUGAGAAGGCACUCCAGGCCCAGCAAGAUGCCAGUAGCGCAGACGAAGAUUCCGACGAAGAGGACUUUGAAGAUGUUUCUGGUCCAAGCGGAGCAGGGACGCCUGCUGCUGCCGGUGGACCCACGAGUGCCCCCGUCCCGUCUUCUGGGGGUGUUGGCAUAAAGCGCGAGCUUGACUCUGGUUCCAGUGCGCCUCAGUCUUCUGUUGGAACUCCGUUCACCCCUACAGAAGAUGGCCCAUCAGCGAAGAAAAUCAAGGUCGAGCCAGAAAUCAAGCCUGAUCCUGACGUCAAGACCGAACCUCAGAUCAAGACUGAGCCUGAUGCAAACAAGGAUGCUGAGGAAUCGGAUGAGGAUGAAGAAGAAUUUGAAGAUGUUUAA